Molecule: messenger RNA, 3825 nt
Organism: Odocoileus virginianus texanus
Lineage: Eukaryota; Metazoa; Chordata; Mammalia; Artiodactyla; Cervidae
Source: RefSeq, a predicted model, not a curated record
CGGGAGGCAGUAAAGCCAAACCACCUUCUGGCAUUGCUACAGUUCAUUCCCUCUACAGAGAGUGGUAAUGAGCAUCUGCCAUCACACUGGGCAUAUUCCCCGGCCCUGGGAACGCAGCAUACAGAGUAACUAGGGUGGGUGGGGGCUGGAUUCCAGGUGAAAGCAGAGAGACAGCACAGCCAUGAGGAGGAUGGUGUGCCCUGCGGUGCCAAGACUGAACUGCUGGGUGUCCGGGGCCAGCAGGAGGAAGAAAGCACGGAAAAAGGGUUGCAUGAAGCCUGGAGGGGACUUCUGAGUUUCUUCUCUUUGGGUGUUUAGGACCCACGAGACUUUUACAAACUAUGCUUGCAUUUUCUGUUUAGAGACAAUGUCUUGGGAGCAUCCAGAAGGAUGGAUUGGGGGUAAACAGGGCAUAGGGGGACUAGUCAGAAGAAGAUUUUGCUAAUCCUGGCCCAGAGAAUGAGGAUGUAGAUUAAUAAGAAUCAGUGGGAACGAGGAGGCAGGGACUGAGCAGAAAGAGACAUUGAAUUGACAGGUGGCUGCCCCUGUGGCCUGAUGCGGGGACCUGGGACCAGCAUUCAGGGAGACGGACAGGUCACGCUCUCUCCUCCUCUCCCGAUCACCCCUUCCACCCCCAGCUCUUGGAGUCAGCUUCCAGCUACUAUGGCCUUCUUGGUGUAUGAGCUCCUGUUCACAUAACUGACCCUCUGUGGACAAAUAGUGUUAUUUCAUUCACUCCUGUAGAAAGACCAAGUAGCUCUGGGCCAUCAGGGAAAAGUAAAUAAAGGGCCCCCGUGUGUCUCAGUUGGAGUAAGUUUUGAUCUUACAAGAAGUGUGCAGUUCAUUGUAGGCAUAAAACUGGGAAAUCAGAGAUGAUUCUUUGCCUAAAACAAGUGAGACACAGACAGGAAGCAGGCAGAGACUGUAGCCCGAUACAGGGGCCAGAAGAAAGAAAGGGCCCACAGCUGCUUUGGGACUGAGCCCCAAAGAUGCUGUCAUAGGGGAGAAAGUGCCAGAAUCAAAGGUUCUCCUGAGGAAGGGAAGCAUCACACAACAGCAGAAACACCCACCAGCCUCUGUAUGUCGGCCUCCUCCAUAAAGAUGGGAAGGCAUUUCCUCAUACCCUCAGUCCAUGAAAACAAGGCUUAUCUUGGAGGGUAAUCUCAGGACUUCAAGGGAUAUUGAAAGGGGUUACUCCAGAGGCCAAAUAGGUCAGGAGGUAAACAAGGAUUUAGCGGAAACUCCUUCCUCUCCACCUAAUGUUCACAGAUCUCUCUCUCUCUCUCUCUCUCUCACACACACACACACACACACACUGAGGAAAGGAAAGUGGUCCUGAUGUUCGCCUACACACAAACUAUGGAAAAGUUGACUUGGAUUUGACUCACACAAAACUAUGGAAAAGUUGGCUUGGAUUUAACUCAUGAUCUGGGAGUCUCCGCUCUUGCUAGCUGCCAAAGAGAACGACAUCCAGGCUCUGAGCAAGCUGCUCAAGUAUGAGGCCUGUGAUGUCCACCAGAAAGGAGCCGUCGGGGAGACGGCACUGCACGUGGCCGCCCUCUAUGACAACCUGGAGGCCGCCAUGGUGCUGAUGGAGGCUGUCCCCGAGCUGGUCAAGGAGCCCAUGACAUCUGAGCUGUACGAAGGUCAGACGGCGCUGCACAUAGCGGUCAUGAACCGGAACGUGAACCUGGUGAAAGCCCUGCUCGCCCACGGGGCCAGCGUCUCUGCGAGGGCGGUAGGCUCCGCCUUCCGCCUCAGUCCUCACAAUCUCAUCUACUUUGGGGAGCACCCUCUGUCCUUUGCCGCCUGCAUGGGCAGCGAGGAGAUCGUGAGGCUGCUCAUUGAGCAUGGCGCUGACAUCCGGGCCCAGGACUCCCUGGGAAACACAGUGUUGCACAUCCUCAUCCUCCAGCCCAACAAAACCUUUGCCUGCCAGAUGUACAACCUGCUGCUGUCCUACGACAGGCGAGGGGACCACCUGCAGUCCCUGGACCUCAUGCUCAAUCACCAGGGCCUCACCCCCUUCAAGCUGGCCGGAGUGGAGGGCAACACUGUGAUGUUCCAGAACCUGGUGCAGAAGCGGAAGUACAUCCAGUGGACGUGUGGGCCGCUGACCUCCACUCUCUACGACCUCACGGAGAUUGACUCCUCAGGGGAGGAGCUAUCCCUGCUGGAACUUAUCGUCAGCUCCAAGAAGCGAGAGGCUCGCCAGAUCCUAGACCAGACGCCAGUAAAAGAGCUGGUGACCCUCAAGUGGAAGAGAUACGGGCGGCCGUACUUCUGUGCACUGGCAGCCACAUACCUGCUGUACAUCAUCUGCUUCACCAUGUGCUGUGUGUACCGCCCCCUCAAGCCCAGGACUGACAACGAAACUGACCCCCGGGACAACACCCUCUGUCAGCAGAAGCCACUUCAGGAGGCCUAUGUGACCCGCCAGGACCACCUCCGACUGGUGGGGGAGCUGGUGAGCAUCUUUGGGGCUGUCAUCAUCCUGCUCAUAGAGAUUACAGACAUCUUCCGAGUGGGGCUCAGUCGCUUCUUCGGACAGACCAUCCUUGGAGGACCAUUCCACAUCCUCUUCAUCACCUAUGCCUGCAUGGUGCUGGUGACCAUGGUGAUGCGGCUCACCAACACCAAUGGGGAGGUGGUACCCAUGUCCUUCGCCUUGGUGCUGGGCUGGUGCAACGUCAUGUAUUUUGCGCGAGGAUUCCAGAUGCUGGGCCCCUUCACCAUCAUGAUCCAGAAGAUGAUUUUUGGCGAUCUGAUGAGAUUCUGCUGGCUGAUGGCCGUGGUCAUCCUGGGUUUUGCCUCGGCCUUCUUUAUCAUCUUCCAGACAGAGGACCCCAAUGAGCUGGGCCAUUUCUACAAUUACCCCAUGGCGCUCUUCAGCACCUUUGAGCUGUUCCUCACCAUCAUCGACGGCCCCGCCAACUACGACGUGGAUCUGCCCUUCAUGUACAGCAUCACCUACGCUGCCUUCGCCAUCAUCGCCGCGCUGCUGAUGCUCAACCUCCUCAUCGCUAUGAUGGGCGACACUCACUGGCGUGUAGCCCACGAGCGGGAUGAGCUCUGGAGGGCCCAGGUUGUAGCCACCACUGUGAUGCUAGAGAAGAAGCUGCCGCGUUGCCUGUGGCCUCGCUCGGGGAUCUGCGGGCACAAGUUCGGGCUGGGGGACCGCUGGUUCCUACGGGUGGAAGAGAAACAGGAUAUCAACCAGCAGCGUGUCCGGCGCUACGCCCAGGCCUUCUGCCACCAAGGCUUGGAGGACGACAUGGAAAGACUGUGGCUGGGUGGCCCCUUGGGACCCUGCCUGUCGCUUCCUACCCCCUCGGUGUCUCGAAGUACCUCCCGCAGCAGCAUCAACUGGGAGAGGCUACGGCAAGGGACCCUGAAGUCAGAGCUGCGGGGGGUGGUCAACAAGGCUCUGGAGGACGGGGAGGGCUGGGAGUACCAGAUCUGAGCGCGCCUCCCGCCUCCCGCCUCCAGCCUCCCACCAAAGUCCAGAUCUCUCACCUGCCAGGUCAGGGCGGGGGCGUAGAACAGAAUACAGGGAAACCGAGGAGCAGGCUCACGCCUCGCCCCAAGCACAGGGCCCAGCGCGAAUAGGGACCCAGCUUCGCCCACCCCGGCCUUACUGCCCUGUCUGAACAAAGCACUUUACAAAAGGCUGGGGUGCCACCUCGGGCACCAGCCUCCAUCCAGGGUCACAGCCGCAGACAGCCGCAGAGGUCUGGGGAGGUGUGCCGAGCAGAUGGGUACCACUGGGAGGGGAUGGGGUGUGACACUGCCUCCAACCUUCCAAUAAAGCCACUUCCUGUUCGC